AUGAUAUCAACUCGUAACAUUCGUGUUAUAGUGGCAGUAUUUGCUAUAUUCUCAGUCAUUCUCUUUUUCGCUUCCUCUCAACAUUCGCUUGGAGAUCAAUUACAAAGAGUGAAACCGAUUUCUCACCCUGAUGCUUCUGAUCAUACAAGAAUAGGUUCAAACACUUUACAAGGUAACUCUCCUCAUAAAGCUGGUUCAGAACCUCCAUACGCUCAACCAAAAAAGAAACCGGAAUCAAAGCCUUAUAAAGAUGAUUCAAAACCAAAAAUUAUGGCUGAUAAAGCAAAUUCAAAUUCUCCUUCCAAUGAAAAACAAGUUGGUAAACCUUUAUCAAAUGAAGAACAAGUUGGGAAACCUAAUGAAAAACAAAAACCUUCUCAAGAUUGUAACCAAGUUGAUUACGUUGUAAUGAUUGAUGCUGGUUCAACUGGUUCUCGUGUUCAUGUUUAUGAAUUUAAUACUUGUAAAUCUCCUCCAGUUUUAUUGAGUGAAAAAUUUGAAAUGUUAAAACCUGGUUUAUCUAGCUUUGAUACUGAUACUAAAGGUGCUGCUGCAUCUUUAGAUCCUUUAUUGAAAACAGCGAUGGAAACUGUUCCAAAGGAUAAACAAGGUUGUACUCCUGUAUCAGUUAAAGCAACCGCUGGUUUACGUUUAUUAGGUAAAGAAAAAUCAGAUAAUAUCUUGAAGGAAAUUAGAUCUCAUUUAGAAAAUGACUAUCCAUUUGCAGUUGUUGAAGGUGAUGGUAUUUCUAUCUUGGAUGGUUCUUUAGAAGGGGUUUUCGCUUGGGUUACUGCAAAUUAUCUUUUGGGUAAUAUUGGUAACGAAGAAAAAGUUCCAACCGCUGCAGUUUUUGAUUUAGGUGGUGGUUCAACUCAAAUUGUUUUUGAACCAGAAUUUGGUAAUAAUGAAAAAAUGGUGGAAGGUGAACAUAAAUAUGAUUUUACUUUUGGGGAUCAUAAAUUUACCUUGUAUCAAUUUAGUCAUUUGGGUUAUGGUUUAAUGCAAGCUAGAAAUAAAAUUAAUUCUCUUAUUGUUAAAGCUGCUUUACAAAAUAAUAAAGAAUUGAAAAAUAGUAAAAUUAAUAAUAAAGAUGCUGCUAAAGAUGCCAAAGCAACCAUUUCAAUUAAUAACCCUUGUAUCCCUCCUGGUGUUACUGCUGAAAACGUCCAAGUUGAUAUUAGCGACAAUGAAAUUUACUUGGUUAACUUCAAAGGUCCUUCUGUUGCUAGUGGUGCUCAAUGUAGAUUCUUAGCUGAACAAGUUUUGAAUAAGGAUGCUGAAUGUACUCAAAAACCUUGUUCCUUUAAUGGUGUCCACCAACCUUCUUUAACUAAAACCAUUAGGAAAAAUCAAGAUAUGUACGUUUUUUCCUUCUUCUAUGAUCGUACCAAUCCUCUUGGGUUCCCUUCUUCUUUCACCGUGGAAGAAUUAUCUGAUUUGGCUAAAGUUGUUUGUAAUGGUGAUCAAUUAUGGAAAGAAGUUCUUUUGGAUGACCAUGUUAAACAAUUAAAUGAAGAACCUCAAUGGUGCUUGGAUUUAUCCUUCAUUACUGCUAUGUUGCAUACCGGUUACGACAUUCCUUUACACCGUGAAUUAAGAACCGCUAAAACUAUCGAUAAUAAUGAAUUGGGUUGGUGCUUGGGUGCUUCAUUACCUUUAUUAGAUAAAUCUAAUGGUAAUUGGAAAUGCAGAAUUAAAGAAACUACAAAUGCUUAGACUAAACUAAUUAAUAUAUACGCUUUUUCUAUUCAAUGUGCC
Messenger RNA from Hyphopichia burtonii NRRL Y-1933, 1758 nucleotides. RefSeq names its product guanosine diphosphatase (gene GDA1). Gene Ontology annotation, cellular component: Golgi apparatus; membrane. The transcript has 2 exons. The coding region runs from base 1 to 1716 and encodes 571 amino acids. Gene Ontology annotation, molecular function: GDP phosphatase activity; UDP phosphatase activity. Gene Ontology annotation, biological process: nucleoside diphosphate catabolic process; protein N-linked glycosylation. The record is from RefSeq and is a predicted model, not a curated record. Lineage: Eukaryota; Fungi; Ascomycota; Pichiomycetes; Serinales; Debaryomycetaceae.